Exophiala oligosperma is the source of this 2586-nucleotide messenger RNA. RefSeq lists its product as uncharacterized. The coding region runs from base 1499 to 2452 and encodes 317 amino acids. The record is from RefSeq and is a predicted model, not a curated record. The transcript is spliced from 3 exons. Gene Ontology annotation, molecular function: manganese ion binding. NCBI's taxonomy places the organism in Eukaryota, Fungi, Ascomycota, Eurotiomycetes, Chaetothyriales, Herpotrichiellaceae. Gene Ontology annotation, cellular component: cell wall.
AGCAACAGUUUGAAGGCGGCUUCAAAGGGGCUUCCUCAUGCAGGACCUCCGAGAUGUCCACUCGACCUGCACCUGCUUAUGCACUUACGCCGCAGUUGAUGUCAAUGGCGGCGCCUCGUCUAGUGCUAACUUUAGGUGCUCGUGGACAGUCUUGCAUUACCUUGAAAGGAGCAACCAAGUCACAUCAAACCAAUUUUUAGAGGCUUAUUCCCUCCCGUGAGACUUUUUCUCAUAGAGUCCGGAGUCUGCGCUGAUUACUCAUUGCCCCUUGAAUCGAAAGUGCCUGUGUCUUUGGUGUGAAUCAUGAUACCGCCCGAAUGGAUUCCAGGGCUCUAUACGGAUACCUCCAAUGCCCGACCUUUCCUGCAACAUUCCGUGCCGCUUAACGUGUUUGAUGCGGGUGUCCAAGGGCAUGACAAUUACUUGCAUUCGAGCGAGGAUCGAUUUUCUGGGACUACGAUGACUUGGUGCAAGGUGAUGCAGAGAUCUCUCUGUCCCACGAAUUUCCCGCAGCCAUGGUCAGCAACCAAGAUUCAGCUGCGUUACUGCCUCGCCUGUGUCCUGCCGUCACCAGCCGAGGGUGUAGGUACAACGGCCAUCAAGCAUUACUCGAACGCACCAUCAUAGGGAGAUGCAUGCUCAAGGAGGCCCCUUGGCGCAACUGACAGCCUCACCGACACAUCUUGCGCUGCCCAGUAGACCUUUUCAACUUCCACGGUGCAACAGCUGUACAGUUUCGGCCUUUUCCUUGAUUGCACUUUUCAAAGUUAUAGGUCAUCGCUACACAGUGUAAGCAACACGCUUGCUGUGAAGGAGGUACUGGUUCAAGCCACUGCUAUCAUCGUGCCAUGCUCAGAGCGAAACCGUCCAGAGGCCGCUUCUUCAGACCUUACUUCAGGUGGGAUUUAAAAUCAUGCGCAGUGCCCCCAGCAAUUCCAAUUCUUCUUCAAAUUCCCUUGAUUCACCUUUUGCUCUGCGACCAUCUCUGGCGCGGAGCAAGCGAGGGCUAUAUUGACCGGACGAUCUCAUUGAAAUCCUCAUGUUUUUACUCGGGGAUCUUUUAUUGAAACUACAUGGCCCAAAUAUAUGCGAAACUUGUUGACCCAAGGCCCGUGCCGCCCAUUAUACAAGGCUGCUACCCGAGGGUUGGAAACCGGCGUCCGUACAUGUGAGGGCAGCAGAAUCCGUUCAUCUCCUUUCGUGUGCUGCGAGAAGGGAGGUCUUUGUCAUUCAUUUCCAACACCAGAACAGUCCGUCGUGGCACGAACUCAUGGCAAGCAAAUCAAGUCACUUGUCUCGCUGGAAAGAUGGAUCAUAUACCACCAAUGGAUUUUUGUGGUCCUUCACCACUACACUGCAAAUCCUUCGAGAAGCCACCUCUGACUGAUUCCACCUGAUCUCAUCCCCUCCAAGACAUUCUGAUCCUGGUCUCGAAGACGAUGCCGACAAAGGUGAGGCUUGACAACAAAAAGUCUUUAAAUUCGGUAUCUUCCAACCCAUGCCUGUGCUCACUUUGGAUCCAACUUCCUGGUUCUGCUCCUCCACCCCAGACUGUGCACAUCCAAGCUGGAUUCAAGAGCUGCUCUUUCCCUUCCAAGAACCGAACAACAAGUACGAUAAGAUCGCGCAACCAGUGUUUCUACCCAUCGCGGUCUUCACCUCCAUAUUGACCUUCAACGUAAGCUACCUCUAUCUUCGUCGGUAUCGGCCAAUGAUGUUCGUACCCUUGGCCAUUGGGCUUACGCCUCUCCUCGGGUUGCUGGUUGGCAUCAUGCCCAAGGUUGUUCUGGCCGUCGACAAAACAUCCGACCCUGACCUUGUAGCUAAGCUCAAAUCCGCGGCCACCAUGCUUGACCGGCUCAACAUGCUCACUGACGAACAACUGGUGUACAAUUUCACCUCUAACCCCAAGUACUCGUGGCAUCCGGGGAGUGUCUGCAAUGCGAACGCAGCAACAUGGCCUGUUCUGAGCACGGUCGGGGUUACUGUCGCACAACUCAAUCUGGGCCCUUGCGCAAUGCUUGCUCCGCACUUCCAUCGUGCGGACAACCUCGUUGUCGCUAUAAAUGGCACUACAAACACAUACAUGUAUCAGGAGAAUGGAGCAAGAAUCGUCGAGCAGACUCUCACCCCAGGCAUGAUGACAAUCUUCCCUAGAGCGAGUGUGCAUACCAUGUAUAACACAGGCUGCGAGAACAACCAACUCUAUUCGUUUCUCAAUGAUGCAGACGCAUCGACAGUCAACCUCGCACAAGCUUUUUUCAUGCUGCCCGAUGACAUAGGCUUGACAGUCAUGCCUUUUAUUGAGCUCUCCAACGGCAACUGGACAGCGACCGGACAGGCUAUCCCGCAAGUCGGUACAGGUAGUCAGGCGGGCUUUGAAAGCUGUCUGGCGAAGUGCGGACUCAGCUCGAGCGGUUAUGGCAGUACCGGCCCUGUCGUCAUGGGCUGAGAAACAAGGGACAAUGGGAGAGAGGCGUCCGGAGGCUAUUUUUCUAACGCUGUACCAUGGAGGGCUGAGAGCAUCUUUUGGCUACGGCACCGCUCAUAGGAACGGCGAAAGGGAACAUGUACACCACUUUCGGG